AGGAAAAGCACAAUAUUUAGGAUGGCUGUGUGGGUUGCAGGACUGUGUUUCUCUCCCAGCCUUAGAAAUGGAGACAACGUGGGGUGGGGGGAGAAUACAUAACAAGAAAUAAAAAUAUCGAUAUUGUGGGCAGCUGGCAGAAAUGACUAAUGCAGCAAGUGGUAGCUUAGAAACAAAACGGAGGGAUCUUUCGGAGCCUGUGGCAUUUCACAGAGGGUGACUGUCGGAUGCAAAGGUUGCCACAGUUUUCUACCUGAAGAAGUGGAAUUUUCCUAUGCUGGGUUUGUGACCCAGAGGCCCUUGCAGCUUUGGAAGCCGUUUUUUCAGAUUUUUAAAUUUUAUUUUAAAUACCUAAUGCUUAAAAAAGGUUGUUUCAGAAGUUUGUGUUCUUUCUCACACACCUUACAGGCAAAAGAUACCAGGUCCAACCCCCCAAAUCUCCAGCCAUGAGGAUCUCAAGUAGUGUUUGAUUAGACAGGCCUCUACCUGAGACCUUGGACAGCCACUGGCCAGUCAGAGUAGACAAUACUGGCCUAGACAGACAAAACCCGAGCUUAUAUAAGGAAGCAUUCUGUGAUCAUAGUCAACAUGUGGGAGAAUUCAAGAGAGAACUGAGUCACAAAGUGGGGUUUUUAAUUAAUUUGUGUUUUGACAAGGGUCCAUCUUGUCAAAUUCGCCUAGUUACAGUUUGCAUGACUACACCCACUGAGAGCACAUAGAAGGCAGCCUGGGAUAGGGACUCAAUGGUCUAUUCACUGGGCCUCAUCCUGUCAAGCCCUGGCAAAUGUUAUCUGUCCCGUACCGGGGACCAAAACCUAAGAAGGUGCCAUUGUCUGGGUGGACAUGAAAUCCCAGAGAAUUUACCUGAAGCCCCUGAUGUUGUCAGGCUUUUCAGAACAUUGUGGAUUAAAUUUGAGGAACUGGAUGAAACAACAACCCUGGUUUGUAAACCGAGAAACAAAGGAGGAACUAGCAACCUCUCAUCAGCUGCUUUUAAUGUCAUCAACUCUAUCAUAGGAUCUGGUAUGAUAGGCCUGCCCUAUUCUCUGAAGCAAGCUGGAUUUCCAUUGGGAAUACUGUUGUUGUUGGCCGUUGCUUAUAUCACAGAUUAUUCUAUUAUCCUGUUGAUUAAAGGAGGGAACCUGUCUGGAACCAACAGCUACCAGGCUCUGGUCAAUAAAGCAUUUGGUUUUGUAGGGUACCUAAUUCUCUCAGCUCUCCAGUUCUUAUACCCUUUCAUUGCCAUGAUUAGUUACAACAUUAUAACAGGAGACACUUUGACUAAAGUCUUCCAAAGAAUUCCUGGCGCAGUCGAUCAAGACAAUUUGCUCAUUGGUCGCCAUGUCAUUAUUCUCUGUGUCACCAUCAUCUUCACCCUUCCUCUUUCCCUCUUUCGAAAUAUAUCAAAAUUGGGGAAGGUAUCAUUGGUUUCUCUGAUUUUAACCAUCCUCAUCCUGGUGUUUGGGAUUAUAAGGGCAAUCACAUUUAGUGCACAGGUAACCCAAACAGAAAAUCCGUGGGUGUUUGCGAAGCCCAAUGCAGCCCAAGCCAUCGGGGUGAUGUCAUUUGCAUUCAUUUGCCACCACAAUAGUUUCUUAAUUUACGGCUCCCUGAAAGAACCCACACUCAGCAACUGGACACGUGUCACGCAUGUGUCCGUCUCGUUUGCUGUGUUUGUCAGCUUGUUGUUCGCUACGUGCGGGUAUGUGACCUUUAGAGAAUACACAGAAGGAGACAUAUUUGAGAACUAUUGCCGAGAUGAUGACCUUGCCACGUUUGGGAGGUUUUGCUAUGGAAUCACUGUCAUCUUAACGUUUCCAAUAGAAUGCUUUGUUACCAGAGAGGUCCUCGCAAACGUGUUUUUCAAGGGAAACCUUACAACCAUUUACCACGUUGCUCUGACAGUCAUCGUCAUUGCUUUAGCGACAAGUGUAUCGUUGGUGUAUGAUUGCCUGGGAAUAGUUUUAGAGCUAAAUGGGGUGCUCAGUGCUACUCCACUGGUCUUCAUCCUGCCUGCCGCCUGCUUCCUGAGGUUCUCCGAGGAGCGAUGGACCCAUUCCGACAACCUUCUCUCUGCCCUGAUCCUUACCAUUGGGGUGCUAGUGAUGAUAGUUGGCUUCGUUAUGACUGUCCUGCAUCCCCAGGAUUGUAGCCAUGGGCAAGAAAUGCCAUACUGCUUCCUUGGAAAUGCCUCACUCUACAACCAAACAGUCCUGUCUUCUCCGCAAACACACCAACCCUAGGAGACCGUGGCCUCCCAGACAAGAGCAGUGCAAAUAUAAACUUUUUAAAAAAACGUUUUUGUGAAGUCCAUUGUGUGUUUCAGGUUUUUAAACGUACUCUUCCCCCCCCUCCAAGAUAUAAUAAAAGUUAAACACUGA
Messenger RNA from Podarcis muralis (Common wall lizard), 2381 nucleotides. NCBI's taxonomy places the organism in Eukaryota, Metazoa, Chordata, Lepidosauria, Squamata, Lacertidae. The record is from RefSeq and is a predicted model, not a curated record.